Messenger RNA from Colossoma macropomum (tambaqui), 2050 nucleotides. RefSeq names its product LHFPL tetraspan subfamily member 2a (gene lhfpl2a). The record is from RefSeq and is a predicted model, not a curated record. The coding region runs from base 397 to 1074 and encodes 225 amino acids. Lineage: Eukaryota; Metazoa; Chordata; Actinopteri; Characiformes; Serrasalmidae. The transcript is spliced from 5 exons. Gene Ontology annotation, cellular component: membrane.
AGACUGAGAAACUUCAGCUCUGCUCACAAUAGAGGAGCUGCGCGAGGCAGAAAGUUGACACUGAUUUAGAGGGUGAGAGAGAGAGAGUGAAAGAGGGCACUCCUGAGUGACGCCCACAGGAAGUGACUGUAGCACCCAUCUCCCCCGGAGUGCUCACCUGGACAGGACCAGCAGGCACCAUGGUGCCACUCCUUCAGUAGGAUGUAGAAAACAGAAGAAGAGGAGGAGAGACAGAGAGAGAGAGAGAGAGAGAGAGAGAGAGAAGACAGCGGAAAGCUAGAGAGUGUGUGAGUGAACAACAAGAACCAUAGAGAGAAGAGAAAGAGAGAGACACAGAGGGAAUUGGUGGCUGGUUCACUCUCCUCUCCAUAAUCAGAAUUGAUUUCACUGAACAACAUGUGUCACGUGAUCGUGACGUGCCGUUCCAUGCUCUGGACUCUUCUCAGCAUUGUGGCAGCCUUCAGUGAGCUGAUCGCCUUCAUGAGCACCGAUUGGCUGGUGGGAUUCCCGCGGACCCCCGACGCAGUCAUCUCCUCACACGGGGCGUCGGCAGCGGGGGAGGCUUACCGCCCCACGCUGGGCCUGUAUGGACGCUGCAUCCGGCUGCCUCAGCUGCGGCGUGGCGUGCUGUGCGGCCCGUACGCCGUGCACUUUGGCGAGAUCGCCAGCGGCUUCUGGCAGGCCGCCUCCAUCUUCCUGGCCGCAGGAAUCCUCCUGCUGUGCGCCGUCGCCUUCAUCUCUGUCUUCACCAUGUGUUUUCAGAGCAUCAUGAAGAAGAGUAUCUUCAAUGUGUGUGGACUACUGCAGGCCAUCGCAGGUCUGUUUCUGAUCCUGGGGCUGAUGCUGUACCCUGCUGGUUGGGGUUCGGAUAAGGUGCAGCUGUACUGCGGCCCGGACGCCUCUCCCUAUAAGCUGGGGCUGUGCUCCAUGGGCUGGGCCUUCUACACAGCACUGGGAGGCACCGUCCUCACCUUCAUCUGCGCCGUCUUCUCCGCGCAGGCUGAGAUCGCCACCUCCAGUGACAAAGUGCAGGAGGAGAUUGAGGAAGGCAAGAGCCUCAUUUGCCUGCUCUGAGGCCCAAAUGAGAAAAUGACAGAAGAGAGUGAGUGAGAGCUUCUCCAGUGUGGCCUUACUGUGAGCCAUGAAUGAAUAAAGGAUGAAGUUCCCCCCCGGGACGACCCCCUACCCCAAAACCUGUUUUCUCCUUAAUCGGACAGUGCCCUCUUAGACCUUUUUGUGUUCUAAUGUGGGAGAAAUAUGCUGUGCCAAAGCUUCUUGUGUUGUUUUUCUUUUCUAUUCGAGUUCUUUUUUUUGCCUUGAUGUUUUAUUUUCCAGGACUGACUGUCCUCUGAAUGCUAAAAUGAAUUGUAAAUAUGUGUGUAUAUAUUGUACAUAAUGAUGAUGAUGAUGAUGAUGAUGAUUGAUUGCGUUAAGAUGAAGAGGAACAUCUCAGUUUGAGCUUAGCGUUGGUUUGAGAACUGAUGCUCUUUAGCAUAUAACGGUGCUGAAACUUUGGAACCACUAUCUCAGAGAAAAGAGCUCUUCUUUGGCCCCCCGAUUGACUAGAAUACUGUGUUCAGAAAAGCUGUACCUCUCAGCAGCGGCCUUUUCUGCUGUGGCUGGAAUUGAUUUUUUUUUACAGAUUCCAACCAGCAACAAAGACUUUCCCAUUUUUUUCUGGUCCUGGGUCAGUUCAUCCCUCCGGACACAACUAAAGCACUACUGGAGCUGGUGUGGUUUUGCUAGGGGAGGCUGGGUAACAUACAAAGAGCUGUUGGUGUCUAUUAGCAGGUUUCAGCUAGUGUGAAGUGGACUAUAACAGGACUACUAUUGCAGAGGUAGCUCUGGUUGAGCCAACUAAAGAAGUUCUCCCAGCUUACACACUGGCUCCAGAGCCGUUUGUGUGUGUGUGUGUGUGUGUGUGUGUGUGUGUGUGUGUGUGUUUGUGUGUGCGCUUGUGUGUGAGUGUGUGCUAUAGUCCACUACCACAAUAAUCACCAGCCAUAUCACCUUCACUCUCUGCCAAAUAAAUAAACCUGACCGAACUGUG